AUGGCGGAUAUCAAGAACUGGGAGAACUGGGGCCAAGGGGAGAUAUGUAUGACAAAUCUGAAGACAACGCAGGAUAUCAGGAACUGGGAAAACAUUGCAUUAAACAAGUCUGCCUGGCAACAGUUUCCCUUUUCUACGUUGAGAUGGGGAGCGGAUAAAGCUGUCGAUGGACGAUUUUCAAAACGAUCUGCUGAAGGAGGACAAUGUACGAUAUCGGCCGAUAAAAAACGAACUGCAACCUGGUGGGUGGAUCUUGGAAGAAUAUUCAACUCAACCAAUGGAUACACAGCCCGGUUCCUUGGAUUCUCAGUUUACAUAUCUAACACAACUGACAAAGAUGAAGGAACUCUAUGUUAUAAGGACACAACAUAUUCCAGAAGCACAAUACCGAAUGUUAUUACCAUAGAAUGCGUACAUCAUGGACAAUAUGUUAUUUAUUAUAAUGAGAGAAGAAAGAAACACCGUUCUGGAUAUUCCCUUCACGCAUUUAAUGAACUCUGUGAAUUUGAAGUUUAUGGAUGCUCAAUCUCUGAUGUUUACGGAGAAAAUUGUGACUUACCAUGUCCUCAGAAUUGCCAAGACAGACAUUGUAACAUUGUGGAUGGGACGUGUCUUGGGUGUAUUACUGGAUACAAAGGUUCACGAUGUAACGAAAAAUGUGAUGGGCGAAUGUACGGACAGGACUGUAAUCAGUCGUGUGGUUUGUGUUUUAAUUCAGAACAAUGUCACCACAUAAAUGGAACAUGUUUUAAAGGGUGUGACAAAGGAUUUUAUGGAGAAAAAUGUACUGAAGCAUGUCUGGAUGGAUGUUUUGGAUACAACUAUCAAGAGACGUGUAGCAAUUGCAGUGUUCCUCAGGGAUGUGACACAAUAUCAGGGAUAUUAAUUGGAAAGUAUUCAGAUUCUGACACAAACAGCCAGUGCUAUCAUUCUUUGUAUGGAAUACUUUCUUCUCUUUGCUCAAGUGUUGGUUUAAACAUCAUUUUAAUCAUACGGAUAUGUAGAAAUAAGGUUGCACAAGGACACGGUCAUCAUGGGAAAAGUACAGAACAGUCAUCCACGGAACAAACCACGCCUAACAUACAGAUCUAUGACAGAAUAGAUGACAAUGAAGAAUACUUGUACGAAGAACUUGCUCAAUUAAAUCAAACCUCUCAUUAUGAUCAAUUACACUAGUUGAAACUGGGAGUUUGUGAAAGGUGUGAAUGUGAGGCUAUCAAUUAUACGUCAAAAAUAUCAACACUAUCAAGUUUAGAUGCACUUGUGCAAUUCGAACAUAAAAUGAAAAAAAAGUCCUAUACAAUACAUUGGUUCAUGAUAUCAUGAAGCUGAUUUAUUGUUUGAAAGCCAUUAAAUGUUCAAUUCAAGAAAUGGAAAAGAAUGAUCAUUACAUAGGGCUCAAGGCGGGUGUGACCGGUAGACAGGAGAUGCUUACUACUCCUAGGCACCUGAUCCCACCUCUGCAAUAACCGGGGAUCCGUGUUUUAUGCCAUUUUCAAAGUUGUGUAUUGUUUGUAGAUUUUUGUGAGAUCGAUCACUGUUCGUUAUAUUAACUUUUUUUUUCAUUUUUAACAAUUAUAUCUUAGCCCCAUGUAUAUAUAAUGUAAAUCUAUAAAACAUAUUUGAAUUUGAAUAAAUGUCACAA
This is a messenger RNA of Saccostrea echinata, 1645 nucleotides long. Its product is annotated as cell death abnormality protein 1-like. The record is from RefSeq and is a predicted model, not a curated record. Gene Ontology annotation, molecular function: scavenger receptor activity. The transcript has 8 exons. NCBI's taxonomy places the organism in Eukaryota, Metazoa, Mollusca, Bivalvia, Ostreida, Ostreidae. Bases 1 to 1176 code for a protein of 391 amino acids.